Balaenoptera acutorostrata (minke whale) is the source of this 1450-nucleotide messenger RNA. RefSeq names its product ermin (gene ERMN). NCBI's taxonomy places the organism in Eukaryota, Metazoa, Chordata, Mammalia, Artiodactyla, Balaenopteridae. The record is from RefSeq and is a predicted model, not a curated record. The transcript has 3 exons. Gene Ontology annotation, biological process: actin filament organization; morphogenesis of a branching structure; regulation of cell projection organization. Gene Ontology annotation, molecular function: actin filament binding. Gene Ontology annotation, cellular component: paranode region of axon; cell cortex; internode region of axon. The coding region runs from base 143 to 988 and encodes 281 amino acids.
CACACCUUCAGGAAAAGAAGCUUGUUAUUAUGCACUAAAGGAAAUCAUUUGUGUCCUUAGAGUAAGAGCUGGAUUUGAAGGCAAGAGAACUUAUCAAGGAUCUUCCCCAAAGCUCUCUCCAAGUCGGACUCAACUGUACAUCAUGACAGACGUUCCAGUGACAUUCAGUCAGGUUGAGUGUAAUGGGGAUACACCCCCUGAAAACGGUCAACAAAAAAUCACUAAAAUCACGGAAGAAGCCAGUGGUAUGGAUGGCACCCCACCACACUGCAGGGUAGAAUCUAGUCUUGAAGACGAACCCACGGAAGGAAAUCAGGAGAAAAGUGCAAAAUUACAAGAGAACAUACUGCUGAACUCGUCCAUGGAUGAGAAGAUUCUAAAAGAAAAACCAGAAGAGAAUCUCUAUAUUGUUCAUAAGGCUAUCACAGAUCUUUCUCUCCAAGAAACAAGUGUUGAUGAAAUGACAUUCAGAGAAGGACAUCAGUGGGAGAAGAUUCCUUCGAGCAGCAGUAACCAAGAACUAAGUAGACAAAAGGAAAGGAUUGCUCAACAACCUUUAGGAGAGAGAGAAGAUGAGGAUCUGAAGAACAAAACUCAACAUCAGGCAAUGGAAAUUGAAUGGUUAGGAUUUCGGAAACCUAGCCAAGUUGAUGUGUUACAUUCUAAGCAAGAGGUUUGGGAUGAAGAAAUUAAUAAUGAUGAUGAUGAUGAUUGCAAAGAUGAUGAAGAUGAAGUUCGAGUGAUAGAAUUUAAGAAAAAAAAUGAAGAGGGUUCUCAGUUAAAAGAGGAAGGCGAUACAAGUGAGGACUCCCCACUGAGCAGCCCCAGUUCCCAACCUGUCACACCUGAUGAGCAGUCAACCUUUGGGAAGAAGGGUGAUAUUUCCAGAAAUGCUUAUUCAAGAUACAAUACGAUAUCCUAUCGGAAAAUCAGAAAGGGGAACACCAAGCAAAGAAUUGAUGAAUUCGAGUCUAUGAUGCAUUUAUAAACUAACUGGAACUGAGAAGUUCUCAUGCCCACUAAAGCAAAAGCUAAUUCUAUUUUCCUGAGAUGCAUCUUUGUAUGCCUUGAGUCAUCCCCUAUAAAGAAGUGGAAGCUUAACCUCUGUUUCACUGUAGAAUAAUGUGGAAAUAACCCUAGGCAAAACUCAGUCCGGUAACCUCAAAUCAAAAAGCCUUAGAUUCAUUCUUGGAUAUUUGCUUUUUAAAUCCUCACUAAUAUAGCCUGUGUGCUAAGCACUAAACAGUUUGACUUUAAAAGUAGCAAUGCUGGGAAAUGUAGUCAUCAAAUGAAAGAGGACUAUUUGAAAUGAAAUGUAUUUCUUUUGGUGUCUUUCUUCCUGUACACUGAGGGUGAUAGAAAGUCUGGUAUCAAAUCUCUCUUUCUUUAAAACGUGGUUUUAUAGACUCCGGCAAUAAACUUUCCAAAAUACUUUGCCUUUCCUAUUAUC